This is a messenger RNA of Mytilus californianus (California mussel), 2970 nucleotides long. Its product is annotated as DEP domain-containing mTOR-interacting protein-like. Bases 1 to 1245 code for a protein of 414 amino acids. Lineage: Eukaryota; Metazoa; Mollusca; Bivalvia; Mytilida; Mytilidae. The transcript is spliced from 9 exons. The record is from RefSeq and is a predicted model, not a curated record. Gene Ontology annotation, molecular function: protein binding. Gene Ontology annotation, biological process: intracellular signal transduction.
AUGGAUGUGAAAAGAGAGCGCUCCAAAAGCUUCAGCAAUAAGAAUGAGAUUUUUUAUAUUGGAGACCAAUUAAGGACACGAAUUAACUUUUCGAAUUUACUGAAAGACAGAAAAUAUCACUUCAAAACGUAUAAAAAUUGUUUUGUUGGUAAGGAAGUUGUAUCCUGGCUAGUAGACUGUAAACUGUGUGAUACCCGAUCUGCAGCAGUUACAGCACUGAGAACUCUACAAGACCAUUAUAUUCUCCACCACGUUUGUGAUGACCAUCUAUUCAAGGACGACAUGUUAUUCUACAGAUUUAGAAUUGAUGAUGGGACACAUAAAAUGGAUAUGGAUCUCAAAAUGUUUUAUAAAGGCCAACAAAUCUAUAGACUAGCUACAGCUAAAAAGAAAGGCAUAAUCCGUGAUUAUCAGUUAAAUUCUCAAGUAUACAAAGAGGCUUUUAUUGGGUCUGCUUUUGUUGACUGGUUAAGCAAUCAAGAACAUAUUAGUACUGAAGACGCAGUAGAUUUAGGCAGAAAGUUACUGGACUAUAAUAUCAUAAAGCAUGUUACAGACGACCACCAUUUUAAACAUGACAACUGUUUACUUUAUCAGUUUGAAUUUGACUUUGAUCAGAAGUUUACUUUUCACAAUGUGUUUAAGUUUUCUAUGCGGACACAUUCCCGGAACUUUUCGGAUUCGUCAAUUAUUGUGAAAGACUAUGACCGAAAAAGAUCGUCCAGUAGUGAAAAAUCUCAUUUAUCGGUUGAUUCUCAUGACGAAUUUGACCCAAGCAGAAGAUUCUCAGAUUCGUACACAUGUUCCAUCCAUGACAAAAUUAGUGUAACGUCGUCAGAUAAUGAAAGUUUUGACGGUACAGAAUCAAUUGAUGGUGACAGUUCAUUAAUAUCGCCAAAGUCAGUUUUGCUGAGACAUGCAACAGUAGCUGAGUUAGUGUCUCCGGAAACCCCAUAUAUCAAAAGAUCAUUGAGAAUCACAAGUGACUCUGUUGGCUAUGGAUUCGUUGUUAGAGGUGAUGGUCCGACUUACGUCCAGACCAUUGAUCCAUUGGGGCCUGCGGCAGCUGCAGGACUUAAGGUACGCCAGUAUAUCCACUCGGUGAAUGGAAUAAAUGUCUUGAAGUUCAAUCACAAACAAGUUGCCAAAAUGAUUAUGGACGUAGAUCAAUAUCUUACUAUUUGUAUUAUGGUACAUAAAAGAGAUGCAGUUUUUACCGACAUCGAUUCAUUAAAAACUACUUAGACAUAAAUAUUAUAUCGUAGUGAUUUCAAGAAAUAAUUUUACGUUUUGAAGUUUCUACAUCAAUUUGAGCCAAUCAAAUAUUAGAGAUAUUAACAUUAUAAUAUUUCCUGAAUACUAUUGGGUCGGUACUUAUACUAUUGAAUACUACAAGAUUGUUAUACUUUUGUGUGUUGCCUUAUUAUGAUACUGGGACCUACUGUUAUUGAAAUACCCCCUUCCUUUAAAAUAACAACAAACAAAUUAAAACAGGCAGGCAAGUUGGUGCAUUACUUCUUUCAUAAAGUAGUAAUACAUUUACGUUUGAUGCCAGUUUUUAGUGCUACCUCACGGGGACAGAGUUUGUCCUCCUGCGAGAGCAUAAUCUAUUGCCGGUGAUUUGGUCCUGACCGGGGGUUGGUUUGUUUAAUUUGUUUCAGAAACUAACGGCAUUAAAACAAUCAUUAUGUUGAUAACUUUUUCAUCAAUGUAUAACACUUACUUCGCGAACUAUUUUACAUCGAUUUUUUAUUUCAAACGUCUUGAAAAUUCGCAAAACGAAAUUUUCCUGAUUAUGUGUUGGUGAUAAGAAAAUGUCCCGGUUCUGUGCGAUAAAGUGGCAAAUAUGCAAGACCAUACAUGCCAAAAAUUAAUGUAAUUGAUACAAAAAGAAAACUAGCAUACAUAUUUCAGAUAAGCAAAUCUAAGUAUAUUUUGUUCAUUUUCGAUUUUUCGAUUAAGAAAAUGUGUGUAUAUAAUUGGCAGGUUUAUUUCAUAAACAUGAUCAAAUGCGUAUAAGGACCGUCUUCUUUUCUAUUUGAUUUUAGAAUUUUUUUUCUAAUCAUAAUUCUUAUAGUUCAUAUGAUAAGAAACAUUGUGACAUCAUAUAGUCCAUCGUUUUGCUUGCAAAUAAAGCUUUAUAUAAAUAAACACCCCUGAUUAAUCGAACUACAAUAACUAAAAUGCACUUAAAAGUUAUGUUCGAUACGGAAUUACUGAGUAACUGUAGAAAUAGUUUCCGUUUAUCGAUCAGUAAGAGUCCAACAGCUAAACUAUACCCAAAUGUUUGGUAAUCUUCUUUACUUUCGUGUGUCCGUCUGUCCUGUGAAAUUGUCGUAUAUUUCUAAAGAUUUACAAACCAGAGCUGAAUGAAAUUUUGUAAUAAGCUAUAUGCGAGCAUGCUAUACCAUGUGAGGCAUUUCACAUACAGUGCUCAUCGCCUUUCUGUUCACAGAAAGGUGCGUUUUCAAUGUACACGAUACGAUUUCUAUCCGGAUGGUGGUUUUCCAUUCGAUUCAACGACGUCUUCAAAUAAAUCGAAAGGCGAUUUGUAUUCCAUCUGAUUUUCAAACGACUUUUGCAGGUGCUUUAGCAAAGACCUUUAAGGCAGUUUCACUUCGAAUAUAUAUUUUAUAUCCAUACAGGAAAUGAACUCCUUUAUUUAUUCGAUCAACUCGACUUCAAAAAUGCUCUUGGAAAGGGUAGUAAAUAUUGAGUCAAAUAAAGUAAGAACAAGUUCUAUAAUAUUUGAAAUAAAAAUUGACUAUUUUAACGAAUUAUAGGAGUGUGCAAAACCUAACUUAUUUCGUUCCUUGAACCAUAUUUAUUUUCCACUAAAUAUAUUUCAGUCCCGGGAAAUCUUUGUUUGUUCUCUGACGAUAGACUCACUUUUACGUUCUUCUAAAUAAUUGUUUUGUUCCAGAUACAUAUUAUUUGUCAUUUUCUCAAAUAAAACAUUUGUUAAAUCAA